AUGUCGCCUUCUCACCCCCAUACCGUAGGCCACCCCUCGGGCGCAACUCUGCUCGCUCCGGAGGACGACGACGACGACAUAUGCCCCGUCUGCGAGAGCGAGUGCACGUGCCAGAACAGAGCAGCGCCCAGCAGGAACGACGCAACCGUCUCUUCACUGCAUUCUAUUUCUACGUUCACUGCCUCCACCGCCGCGAGCUCUCCGGCUGCCGCAGGCGGUCUCGGGGCCCUCAAAAUACGGCUUACUGUUCCACCCAAUCUGAAAUAUCGCAAACAUACCGCUGUCGACGCCCCAAACAGCAACAUUCAUCAGUCGGCGCUCGGCGUCCACGAUCCCGCAGCGCCCAAGCGCAGAGGGCGUCCCCCGAAAGCAGUUGUUGCAGCCCGCAAAGCAGCGGAAGCAGCAUUAACAGCUCAAAACGCCUCAGGAAACGAGGUCAUACAAGGUUCGUAUGGCGGGAAAGGCUUCGCCAUAGUACAGGGUCCAUCUGGCAAGGGCAAUCAGAAAUCCAAGGGCAAGACCACGACCGGAACCAAAGCUCCGGGUUACGCGAGGGCUACGCGCAAGGCCGUUCCCCGCGGCGACCAAAGCGACGACGCAAGCUUAGACAGGUUCCCUACGUUCGUGUCUGCCGCGUCUUCAUCGACACACAGUAGCUCGUCAGAGUCAUCUGACUCUGACUCUGAGCUCUCCUCCUUGGACUCAGAGCUCGAGGAGGAGACGCAGCAUCUCAUCAGAACUGAGAAAACCAAGUUACAGAGAGGAUCUGGGAACGAUACCAUCCAAAAGCGCCGCCCUCAUAGCGGCAACUGGGAAACACGAUCCAGAAAAAGCAGUGUGGGAGUGGACGAGGAAGAUGCAGACGUGGACAGCGAUCAGAGUUGUAGCGGCGAGGAUAGCGAGGACGACGAGACCAACAGCGACCAACACCACGACGAAGAUGUGGAUGCGGACACGGAGGGCGGGGGACUGGACGACGUUGAGCCCGACAACGAGGAGACAAGCAGUCGGAUCGGCGUCACCUUUGGGGAUGGAGCAGCAGGCUGGAGCGAUGAGGACGACGAGUCCUCUUUCGAUGCCGACCUGUUUUUCGCCAAUCUGGAUGGCUCUUCCGACUCCGACUCAUCUGCCGAGAGAGACGACUUUGAUAUCUUCGGUAUGGGCUCAGAUACGUUGUCGGCGGACGAGGAUGAUGCCUUACUCCUGAUGGACAUCGACUCGUCUGUGCAGGUGCGCCGGGGCCAAGGCGAAUUCGAGUUCGGAUUUGGGCUCGAUACCCUGUCCUUCGGAUGGGACGGGCAACUGUUCCUGACGAGUUCGAGCCCGCCGAACGUGUUCAGUUGGGAGCUGCAGCACGGCAGUGGUGAUGUCGAGAUGCAUAGCACGUCAGAACAGGGAACGGAGUCUGGCGACGACGACUCGGCGACGGUCGACGAGCUUCUCCUUGCAGAGACCGACGGCGAAACGACGGAGGACGAGCUCAUCGACGACGAUGGCCUGCCCAACCCGCGGGCCAUGAUGCUCUUCCGCUGGCCGAGCACAGUCUCUGCCAUCAACCCGCUGUCCACCGUGGGCGCCGCUCCUACCGCGCCGCCGGACGCAUCCGAGAGCAUGCGCAUCGCCCUCGCGUCUUUCUCUGCACACCAAGGUUCCCCUGCGCCCACACCCGCGGACAUCCUCGCAGGGAAGAUCUCGAUAGAUGAUCUCGAGGACAUCGAGAUGGCAAAGUCGCCUGUAGAGGAGGCCCGCGCGGCGAGCAGAAGACGCUCCGGCGGCGUGCCAACGAUGGGCGAGUUUGUUCCGCCCGUGGUGGGCACCCAGAAUGCAGCGGUGAUUGAUGGGAAGGGCGGUUGUGUCCCUAGCCCGUUCCCGCGUUCGAAGGUAACAGUCAAGCGCAGCAAGGUUGCUAGUGGGACCGAGUGCGACGACUCUGCCGCUGGUGCCAUCGAACCACCCUCCGAAUCAGUUAUGUCCUCCACACAGUCAUCAGACGAGACCGCAAUGCACACGCAGCGCUCAUUGUCGCAACCCUCAACUACCGAUGCCAUCGAUCUCGAUGAUGUCCUAGAUUCAUCUUAUCUCGACUCCGAGCCAAUGUCGCAAGGCUACGACAUCCAGCCGUUCGACCAGUCCAUCUUGUCGGACAGCGCGGCGAGCGGCACACAUAUGCACAGCCUCAGCCGGUGGGACCGCAUCCCGAUGGCGACCUUCCGGCGCACGCGCGAGAUCGCGUCGAACAUGGAGGGCUCCGCGUCAGAUACCGGGCUCAGCGUGUACCAUGGCAUGCGCUCUCUGCUCGGCAGUGCGAUGCUGACGCAGCCCAAGCACAGCGAUCGCAAGUCGGGCGCGGCACGCAAGCGAUCGUCAAAGGGCAAGAGUGGACACCCACUCGCGACGAAUGAUCCCCUAUCCCUACGCGAUGGCGACCGGACGCCGACGUCGAGUGCACACCAAACACCCAAGUCAUCGAAGAAGGAAGUGCGACGAGAAAAGGCGAUGAUGAAGCGCAAGAUGAUGGCGAAGCCCGCGCCGUACCGCCACCAGCAGCAGCACACUCACCAUCACCUUCCAAAUUUCAAGUCACGCGCGUCCAGCUCAAUGCAGCGGAUGGGCAGCCAUGGGGGAUCGUCGCCCUCGUUUGGCAUGUAAAGUAACCCCAGGCACUGUGUUUGUAGGUGGUAGGUUGACGCAGGUCGCCUAGCACGCGCAUUGUAUAUCCUGUAGCCCGUCGCAGCCGCUUUCUUCCGCCUAAUUAUUUCGCUUUCAGUUUUAUCCCCGUCGUCUCUCGCUCCUUCCUGCCAUCUCCAUUUCAUACCACUCCCCACUGCCCUUGCUCCAUCUGUCCAUUUUAUGACCUUGGUUCCAAUCCUGAUGAUGUAUGUACUUGCGACGAAGCAAUGCUCUUGAUGAAUAAAUGACGUUAACUCCUCAC
Molecule: messenger RNA, 2932 nt
Organism: Postia placenta MAD-698-R-SB12
Lineage: Eukaryota; Fungi; Basidiomycota; Agaricomycetes; Polyporales; Adustoporiaceae
Exons: 2
Coding region: 1-2649 (882 amino acids)
Source: RefSeq, a predicted model, not a curated record